CGGGGAUCGGCGGCGAAUGGGAGAGGGUACUAGCAGAAUCAGCAUCGCACCACUACCACCACCCAGGCGCACCAACCGAAGCAUGCCCGAUCGCAGACAUGACUUGCUCGGUGUCAGAUAGCGAGAAGAUCGUGAUCAACUGCGGCGGGAUCCGACACGAGACCUACCGGAGCACCCUGAAGACGCUGCCGGGCACGCGCUUGUCCUGGCUGACAGAGCCCGACGCCUACAGCAACUUCGACUACGACCCCAAGUCAGACGAGUUCUUCUUUGACCGCCACCCGGCCACUUUUGCCUUCAUCCUCAACUACUACCGCACCGGGAAACUUCACUGUCCUAACGAUGUCUGCGGGCCGCUCUUCGAGGAAGAACUCGCCUUCUGGGGAAUCGACGAGACAGACGUGGAGGCCUGCUGCUGGAUGAACUAUCGGCAGCACCGCGACGCUGAGGAAGCCCUGGACAGCUUCGAGAACCCCGAGCCCGACGCGCCCGAGGACGACCCGGCUCUCACCGGCGGAGCGGACGGUGACCUGAAGCGGCUGUGCGUGCAGGAGGACGGUCGCAGGGCGACGUGGUGGGAGGUGUGGCAGCCCAAGAUGUGGGCGCUGUUUGAGGACCCAUACUCAUCAAAAUACGCCCGGUAUGUGGCAUUUGGUUCACUCUUCUUCAUCCUCCUCUCCAUCUCUACGUUCUGCCUGGAGACCCACGAGGCCUUCUACACCAUAUACAACCUGACUGAGAACGUCACUGGUAGCAAUGUGACACACGAGGAGAUAGUGUUUGAAGUGGUCACAGAUGGAUGGCUGACAUAUGUUGAGGGUGUCUGCGUCAUUUGGUUCACAAUUGAGGUGCUGCUGCGCGUUAUCUUCUGCCCUGACAAAACAGAGUUCUUCCGCAGCACCCUGAACAUCAUAGACUUUGUGGCCAUUGUGCCCUUUUAUCUGGAGGUGGCGCUUAGUGGCCUUUCCUCCAAAACAGCCAAAGAUGUGCUCAGCUUCCUGCGUGUGGUGCGCUUUGUUCGAAUUCUUCGCAUAUUCAAGCUCACUCGCCACUUUGUCGGUUUGCGGGUCCUGGGCCAUACUCUGAGGGCAAGCACCAAUGAGUUCCUCCUGCUCAUCAUAUUCCUGGCACUCGGGGUCCUCAUCUUUGCAACUAUGAUUUACUACGCUGAACGUGUAGGUGCUGACCCGGAGGAUCCAACUGCUGGUGUCCACACAGACUUUAAGAACAUUCCCAUUGGGUUUUGGUGGGCUGUGGUGACCAUGACAACACUGGGCUAUGGAGAUAUGUAUCCGAAGACGUGGUCAGGAAUGUUGGUGGGCGCCCUCUGUGCCUUGGCUGGUGUGUUGACCAUCGCUAUGCCUGUUCCUGUCAUUGUCAACAACUUUGGUAUGUACUACUCCCUGGCCAUGGCUAAGCAAAAGCUCCCCAAGAAGAGGAACAAGCAUAUACCCCGACCCCCACAGCCAGGCAGUCCCAACUACUGUAAACCAGACGCUCUCGCCAUGGCAACCGCCUCGCCGCACAGGCUAAUGGGCAAUGUCCUGGGGCCUGGCAUGGUGGGAUCUGGCAGCAUGAUGGGUGCUGGAGAUUGUCCACUUGCACAGGAGGAGAUCAUUGAAAUCAACAGGGCAGACUCCAAGCAAAAGGGAGAUGCAGCAGCUAAUGCAGCAGCGCUGGCUAAUGAAGACUGCCCCACCAUUGACCAGGUUUUGGGGGAUGACCGCAGCCCAGCCAUCAGGGGCCACGGUUCCACCACCAGCCGCGAACGCUACCCGCACGAUCGGGCCUGCUUCCUACUGAGUGCUGGGGAAUUCCAGCGUACAACAGAUGGCAACGUUCGAAAAGGUCGGACCCAUUGGGCGGGACAACCACACAGAGAGAGGGCCGCUACACCCAGCCCCGCAGUACCGACACUGGGAGAAAAGGGUAUGUAAUUAUGUAAUUGAUUGUUUCGUUCCACAGAUAUUUUUUCUAAUGUAAUAUACUCUAUGAUGAGAUUUAACCAGUGAUUAAUAUUGAUAGAUUGUUUAUUUUUCCAGUUUAAUAAAAUUGUUUGCUUAGCGGCAGCUAACACAACAAGUAUUGAUUGUGAAUAUUUAUUUGGGAGGUCGAUUAUGCUUAAAUCACCAAGUAUGCACAAUCUUGGGGAAAGUGGAAUCCUGCAGUUCAAAAUAUACAAGACUUUCUGCAUUACCAAAGUCCCAAAGCGAUGAAUUGGUGUGCAUUCCCAUAUAAAAUAGAGGGUUCUGGGGUAUUUUUAGUGCAUUGCGUGCAUAUAUUACAACCCCAAUUCCAAUGAAGUUGGGACGUUGUGUUAACCAUAAAUAAAAACAGAAUACAAUGAUUUGCAAAUCAUGUUCAACCUAUAUUUAAUUGAAUACAGUACAAUGACAAGAUAUUUAAUGUUCAAACUUAAAUUGAAGCUGAUAAACCUGGGAAGGUUUUUAUUGUAUAUUUGAGCUGGUAAUAUGUACGACCCCGAUUUCAUUGAAGUUGAGACGUGUUAAACAUAAAUAAAAACAGAAUACGAUUAUUUGCAAAUCAUGUUCAAACUAUAUUUAAUUGAAUACAGUACAAUGACAGGAUAUUUAAUGUUCAAACUGAUAAACUUUAUUGUUUUUAGCAAAUAAUCAUUAACUUAGACUUUUAUGUCUGCAACACGUUCCAAAAAAACUGGGACAGGUGGCAAAAAAGACAGUUGAGGAAUGCUCAUCAAACACCUGUUUGGAACUUCCCACAGGUGAACAGGCUAAUUGGCAACAGGUGGGUGCCAUGAUUCCCUGUAUUCACAAGCAAAGUUGGGACAAGGUUCACCUUUUUGUGAACAAGUGCGUGAGAAAAUAGUCGAACAGUUUAAGGACAAUGUUCCUCAACGUUCAAUUGCAAAGAAUUUAUGGAUUUCAUCAUCUACGAUCCUUAAUAUCAUCAAAAGGUUCAGAGAAUCUGGAGAACUCACUGCAUGUAAACGGCAAAGCCGAAAACCAACAUUGAAUGCCUGUGACCUUCGAUCCCUCAGGCGGCACUGCAUCAAAAACCGACAUCAAUGUGUAAAGGAUAUCACCACAUGGGCUCAGGAACACUUGAGAAAAACCAAUGUCAGUAAAUACAGUUCGGCGCUACGUCCGUAAGUGCAACUUGAAACUCUGUCAUGCAAAGCAAAAGCCAUUUAUCAACAACACCCAGAAACGCUGCCGGCUUCUCUGGAUGGACUGAUGCAAAGUGGAAAAGUGUUCUGUGGUCCGACGAGUCCACAUUUCAAAUUGUUUUUGAAAAUUGUGGACGUCGUGUCCUCUGAGCGAAAGAGGAAAAGAACCAUCCGGACUGGUAUGGGCGCAAAGUUCAAAAGCCCGCAUCUGUGAUGGUGUGGGGCUGUGUUAGUGCAAAUGGCAUGGGUAACUUACACAUCUGCAAACGCACCAUUAAUGCUGAAAAGACUAUGCCGAACCACAUUCUGCACCUGUUACAACAGCGUGGCUUCAUAGUAAAAGAGUGCGGGUACUAGACUGGCCUGCCUGCAGUCUAGACCAGUCUCCCAUUGAAAAUGUGUGGCACAUUAUGAAGCGUAAAAUAUGACAACGGAGACCCCGGACUGUUGAACAGCUGAAUCUGUAUAUCACGCAAGAAUGGGAAAGAAUUCCACCUACAAAGCUUCAACAGCUUUAUUUGCUAAAAACAAUAAAUACAUAUCUUGUCUUUGUAGUGUAUUCAAUUAAAUAUAGGUUGAACAUGAUUUGCAAAUCAUUGUAUUCUGUUUUUAUUGAUGUUUAACACAAUGUGCCAACUUCAUUGGAAUUGGGGUUGUAGAUGAAGUAUAUUAGAUUGAGUAAACUGUGUUAUAUGGAGCACUUUAUAUUGUAUAAGAUGUAAAUUAGUAUUUUUUGUCAUCCUAAACAUAUUAUUACAUAUCUUAAUUCAGUUAUUGCGGUCAGCAGACAUAGAAAGGUCUUCUUCCCAUUUAGUGAUUCGUAAGUGCAUUGAUUUAGUGGAUGAGAUUAAUUUAUAAGUUUUUAAGAGAUUUUAAUUCCUUUGUGGGAGAAGCUUCACUAUUGGUGUUGGUAUUCUUUUUUUUAUUAUUGCUGGUUUUAACGUAUUGUAUUUAAGGAAAAUUCCAGCUGUUAUUUGAAAUACUUGGAACAAUUCAUUACGUCAUAAAAAUAUUAUUGUUAAACAGUUGUUGUAGGUCAAUUCCACGUUGUUCCCAUAUGCUGAAGUAAAGGUGUAUGUCAUUAAUUUUGAAAUCAGGUUUGUGCCAGAUUGGGGAGAGCAUACUGGGAGCUAAUUGAGAUUCUGCAUUUUCAAGACUUUCCCACCAAGCCGUUAAAGUGAUUGGGAUUAUUCGGUUCUUGAAACACGUAUGGCGUUUAAGAUUUGAAAGUUUGAUGUUGUUGCAGUCUAUCUGUUCCAAUUCUAGCCAAGAAUGAUGCUCCUCAUUGUGGUGCAUCCAUUUGAUGAGGUAUUGUAAUUGGUUAGCAAAUAAUGUGUUUAAAGUUGGGAGCAUUAAGGCCUCCCCCCUGUUUACUUUUCUGAAGCGUGGAUAAACUAAUUCUAUUUUUCUCAUUUUUUGAAUAAAAAUUUAUUAUGACAGAAUCUCAUGUUUGGAACCAUUUUCAUGUGGGUUUAAAUGGAAUCAUUGAGAAUAAAUAAUUUAUUUGAGGUAAGGUUUUCAUUUUUAUUGUGGCUAUUUUUCCAAGUAGUGAUAUAGUUAUUCCAGCAUAUUAAGUAGUUGAGAUUUUUUUCCAGAAGUGGUGUGUAAUUUAGAUUGGUUAUUUCUGUGGGUUUUGGUGACAUAUUAAUACCUAAAUACUUUAUGUUUCCCAUAGGAAUGGGGUAAUCUGGGAUUUGAUCUGCAGGAUUCCAUGAGUUUGCUAUUAUUGGGAGCAUUGUUGAUUUUGUCCAGUUGAUAAAGUAAUCUGAUAAUUGACAAACUGUUUUAAUGAGAUUGAAGACUCCCUGAAGAGAAGACUUGGGUUCCUGUAAAUAAAGAAGAAUAUCAUCAGCAUACAGAUUGAUUUUGUGUUCUGUCAGUUGCGAGCAGAUACCUUUAAUAUUAGUACUCUGACAUAUAGCGAUAGCAAGUGGUUCGAUAAAUAUUGCAAAUAGCAUUGGUGAACCUUGUCUGGUUCCUCUUUGUAGAAUAAAACUUUGUGAUGUGAUCCCGUUUGUGGUGACUGUCACUUUUGACGAGUUGGAUAAUGGUGCUAUCCCACAUAUAAAUGAGUCUCCAAAGCCAAAUUAGCAAAGUACUCCAACUAGGAAAGACCAGUUAACUUUAUCGAAAGCUUUCUCUGCGUCAAGUGACAUGAUGAUUGUUUUUAGAUUUUUACGCUGUGACAUGUUUAAUAUAUUUAAUAGAUGUCUGACAUUAUUUGUGGGACUUUUACCUUUAAUGAAACCUGUCUGGUCAUACUGGAUUAUCGACGGGAGUACCUUUAGAAGUCUUGCUGCAAGGGUUUUCGAGAUAAUCUUCAUAUCUACAUUAAUCAGAGAUAAGGGCCCAUAAUUAGCUGGGAGAGUGGGGUCUUUGACUGAUUUUAGUAGUAAUUUGAUUGCAGCUGCGUUCAUAUGGCUACUAGUUUGACCUUUAUCUUUUAUCUCCUUGACUGUUCUGAAAAAUAGAGGCACUACGAUUGGCCAGAAAUGUUUAAUAAAUUUGACCGAAAUUCUGUCUGGGCCAGGCGCUCUUCUUGAUUGCAUAUUUUAUAAUGCAUUAUGUAAUUCUGUGAUGGUUAAAGGAGCAACAAGGCUGUCUUUAGUUUUUGUGUUUAAUUGAAGAAUUUUUAGUUCAUUAAUUAAAGUUUCAAUUUCUUUUUGUCUGUGUUGCUUGAAGAUGCGUAUAAGCUUUUAUGAAUCGUACAAUAUUUAAUUUAUUUCUAGCGGUGACUGUGUAGAGCUGCCAUUUGAAUCUUGAAUGGCUGUAAUUAAAGAUUUUUCUUUCUUGCAUUGAAGUUGGUUUUCAAGAAAUUUGCCUGAUUUAUUAUUGUACUCAAAGUUAGUGUAUCUUAACUGUUGUUGGAGACAUUGUGUUCUUUUUGAUAUGAUGAUGUCUAAUUGAUGUUUAGCUUUUUGGUUUCUAAGCGUAUCUGUUGGAUUAAUUGCAUAUUCUUCUGCAAGGUGUUUAAUUUUUAGUUCUUGUUUUUUCUUGUAUGAUAUGAUUCAACCUCUCAUUACAGACUUCCCAGUUUCCCACAGCAGAGAUGGGGAUAUGGUUGGGGAGUCAUUGAAUUUGAAAAAAUCGUCCCAUUUUUUUUCUCACAAAUGAAUCAAAGUCCGGCUUUCCAAAGGGACGUGUUAAAGCGUCAUGUUGGUGGCUACCGAAUUAUUCGAGAGGAAAAAACAAUCUAUUCUUAAGAAAGCGGUGUGCCAACGAAAAAUAUGUGCACUCUCUUAGUAGUCCAAAGUCGUCCAUAUACUGCUCUAAUAUAUUGGGGCAUUGUGGUUGAUUGCUAUGUUUGAGAUUUGAGCGAUCUGUAAAGGGAUUAAGAGUAAGGUUAAAGUCGCCUCCUAUGAUCAUUGUAGAAUUGGCUGACAAGUUAAGCAAGUGUGAUAAAAGCGAGUGGAAAAAGGCCGGGUCAUCUUAUUAGGAGCGUAUACAUUGACAAUUGUGUAUAAUUUGUUAAAUAUUGUUGCUUGUAUAAUUAUGUAUCAGCCUUCUGGGCCAGCUACUGUACUAUUUAUUGUAAAAAGUAGUCUUUUAUUAACUAGGAUUGAGACACCUCUUUGUCUGCUGUUAUAAAAAGACGAGAUAGCCUGAGUAAAAUUAAUCAAUGAUUCGGUAAGUGUCCAUCCAUCCGUCCAUUUUCUGUACCGCUUAUCCUCACUAGGGUUGAGGGCGUGCUGGAGCCUAUCCCAGCUAUCUUUGGGCAAAAGGCUGGGUAUCCCCUGAGCUGGUCACAAACCAAUCGCAAGGGCACAUAUAAACAAACAACUAUUCGCACUCACAUUCACACCUACGGGCAAUUUAGAGUCUUCAGUUAACCUACCAUGAAUGUUUUGGGAUGUGAGAGGAAACUAGAGUUCCCGGAAAAAACCUACGCAGGCACGGGGAGAACAAACUCCACACAGGCGAGUUCGGGAUUUGAACCCCAGUCGUACACCGUGUCGCCUCAGUAAGGUGCGUUUCUUCUAAUAGGAGGAGGUUCUGUUUUAAAUUUAGUGUUCCAUAAUCUUAAUUCUCUUUUCCUGUGAUCGAAUGCCAAUGACAUUCCAUGACAGCAAAGUUAAGUGUGACAUAUAAUGGGUGCAUGUAUCAUAAUUUUGAAUGGAUUGGGUUCUAUGUAUUCUUUGUUGUUUUUGUUUUUGACAGUUUGCAGCACAUUUUAUGGUAUUAUGUUGAUAGAUGUUAUUUAAAGAGCGGAUAAGGACCAUAUACUUAAGUUUAGCAAAGCCAAGGUACAUAAAAGGGUAGCAAACAAACAUAAAACAGUAAACAAACAAUAGUGCUGAGGGGAUAUUAUGGUGUAUAGUUGUUUGUAGUGGACGGGAAGAGUGUUGUGAGGAUUGUGAGUUUGACGUGUGUGAGAAGAGCAGGGAAAGAGACAGAAAGGAGUGAGGAUUCAUGCUGGUGGGAUGCGUGGUUCCGUUCUUUUGUUUGUCUAAGCAAAAUGAAAAAAAGGAAACAAAAUACAACAAGCUUUUGACAAUUGAUAACGACAAGUAAUCAAGAGAAGUACUUAUCUAGAAGAGCCAGGGGGUGACGUUAGCAUCACAAAACAGUUGACUAUUGACAAACAGCUUGUCAACAAGCAACCACGCUCGUUUGCCUUUCUCACGGUUGUUCUUCAUCAACAUGUCCAAGAUUUUACGCCUCGUAUUGAUUUCCUUGGGGAAUUUGUCAUUCAUUCCAAAAGAUGUGCCUUUGAGCUCACAACCUUUUGUUUUCACGAACAUUUUUUCUUGUUCAAACAUUGCAAUGAUGGGACGUGGUCGGUUUCCUGGACGGGGGCCUCCUAAUCGAUGAACAUGGUGAAAGGUAAUCUUGUCGACUGUAUCUUGCUGUAUCUUGAGCGCAGACAUCAUGAACUUUUUAAUCUGCGUCUCGGGGUAUACCGGUGCAUUUUCUGGAGUGCCCGAGAAAAUGAGAUUGUUGUGCAUGCUUCGUGAUUGAAUGUCCAGUGUGGUUUCUUUCAUGAUUUUAGAUUCCAAUCUGAGAGUUUUAAAUUCUGCUGUCAUUGGCAUCAUGUUUGAUCGAAGCGCAGCAUUAUCAAAUCUUAGCUCCUUGAUCUGUUGCUGUGUAAAUUCCAAGCAGCUUUUAAGCUCGGUGAUUUCUUGGCGAAGCAAGUCGAGAGUAAUUGACAAUUUCUUGUCAAUUGAGAGGAGGACACAGGCCUGUGUUUCUGGCAAACCGAGUCAAGGUAGCGGAAUCUGUCUUCGUCCGCUUCAGCGGCUGCUCAGCGCGGGAGCUGGGAUUCUCCAUGACAGACGGGACGUCGUUGACAUAGCUGUCGGUGAGAAUCUCAACUGGCUCUCUGCUAUGUAUCGCUGUUAGUGAAACUGGCGAAGGAGAAGAGAGAAAAAAACAAAGAGUGAAGCCACCGCUGAAAAAGGAAAAAGACGUGAAAAGAGAAUGUUUGUCUUGUAGGAGCUGCUUUUUCCAGGUCUACGCAAGAGGUGCUGUCAUCUUUUUGUCUCCAACGCAGUCUCUCACGUUGUCACAGCAUGCUCGCCUUGUAACCUGAGUCAGCUGUUCUCAAGGUGGGAGGUGGGCUCCAAGGUGGGAAGUGAGCUCAGUAUCAAGCUCAAACCAUAUAAGAUUUCGAACUAAUAAAAAGCUCCCUCAAGUGGAUGCCUUCUUUUUAAGACACCUGGGGCCUCGUGUACUAAAGGUGCGUACGCACAAAAACGUGGCGUACGUUCUUUUUCACGGCAAAGUUCAGAUCAAGUAUCAAGAGUGAAAUGAGUGUGGAAAUGUGCGGUGCCUCACACCAACUUCAUGGCUGGCGUAUGCACGUUUCUACAGCUGUUGGUGCUUUGGCGACACUUAGAGGUGAUGCUGGGAAACUGUUAUAAUAAAUCUGCACAUCAGAGACAUGUGAACAAUGGGCACUGAUGAACAAUUAAUGCCUGGCAACAUUUGAUUUCAACAAUGUAAUAGACGCAAGGACUCAGAAUUCAUUUGUUAACCAGUGUAUUUAAUGAAUCACUGAUAUUUGUGAGACACCUAUUAAUUGGUCAAGGUGAUCAUUUAUGCCGCCGAUUGUACUCACAAUCGCUUCUUGUGACUCCAGCACAUGCACUGAAAAAAAAGAGUACUUGAAUUUACCUAAUUUGAACAUGUACAUUGGUUGCACAUGAUUAAAAUGUGUUAAAAUAACAUUUUUUUAGGAGAAGAGCUGUAAAUUAUGUAAUUUUAACACAUUUUAAUCACGUGCAACCGAUGUACAUGUUCAAAUGAAGUAAUUUCAAAGUACUCUUUUUAUCAGUCUGCACGGGUACAACAGCUGCCGGUUGUUGGAGCGUAAUUGCGUCGGAGACCCUGGGGAUGCCGGAGAAGACGACAGGGACGGUGGACGAAUCCCUCGAACAUGUAGCGUGUGGCUGCGACUGCACUGAUAAAAAAGAGUAUUUGAAUUUACUUAAUUUGAACAUGUACUUCGGUUGCACAUGAUUAAAAUGUGUUAAAAUUACAUAAUUUACCCCUCCUCCUAAAAAAAACAAACAUGAUUUUUUUUCAGUGUGUGUCCUCUCCUGUGUAUUAAAAUAAAUUGAGUAAUCAGAAAGGAGUCAAAGUUUUUGAUAUCCUCUUUGAUCUGCUGCUGUACUUCUGUUUGAAUUCAAAUGAUUUAUUACAAAUACCAUACAUACAACAUUUACGCAUGAACCUUUAUCUCACAGGGUUGAGUGUAGGUUGCUGUAUGAACACAUUUGUUAUGCGUUAUAAAAAUACAUGGUAUUAACCUUGUGGGGUGAUCAGAGUCAUCUGCUCCCACCACCCCUGAGAGGGCAGUGUCACCCAUGAUCGCUACGACUCUCUCCUUGAAUGGGGUGAGGCCCUCCGCGCCGGUUCUUCCGCCUGUAAUGGCCACACUUUGGCGGUGGGCAGCUAUCCUCUGCUUCACAUCCACCUUAAUGUCUGACCACUUCUUUUUUAGUUCAGCGUGUGUGCGCUGUUCCAACCCUACAGCAUUGACAGCCGCACACACCUUUCCCAUUCGCUCCGCUUUCGCAUGUUGUUAACACCGGAGGACAGCGUGCCAAAGAGGAUUUUCUUGCGCACCUCCACUUCAUUGAGCAACUUCACAUUCAGAAAGAUUAUUUCCCGGCCUGUGUGGAGUUUGCAUGUUCUCCCCGUGACUGGGUGGGUUUUCUCCGGGCACUCUGGUUUCCUGCCACAUCCCAAAAAACAUGCAUGGUAGGUUAAUUGAAGACUCUAAAUUACCCGUAGGUAUGAAUGUGAGUGCGAAUGGUUGUUUGUUUAUGUGUGCCUUUCGAUUGGUUGGUAACCAGUUCAGGGUGUACCCUGCCUCCUGCCCGAUGAUAGCUGGGAUAGGCUCCAGCUCUCCCGCGACCCUUGUGAGGAUAAGCAGCUCAGAGAAUGGAAUGGAAUGGAAUUCUCUGAGCAAAAAAAUAAAACACCCGCAUGCACGCACACACAUUUUUUUAAAUCAAUGGUAACUCAGGUAACUCUUUGUACCCUCUUAUUAUUGUCAUGUAUUAUAAAAGAAAAAAAAACUGACUGCGAAAAAUGGAUUUAUGAGUUUUGCUUUCUUCUAUUUUUAUGUUAGCGAAAUGCCACAUCCCUUUUUGUAAACUUUGUUUGCUGUCUUUCUGUGUUUCUCCUUCACCAAAUCACUUCCUUCAUCAUUUAUAUAAAAGGUCUACACACCCCUGUUCAAAAGCCAGGUUUUAAUCCACCAUUAACCUGAUUUCCAUCCUGUCGAACUCUACUGAAAGAAAUUUAACAUCUUUUCAAGAGGGGAAAUGAAAUAAGCAGCUGAGAUCAUGUGGUUCCAGAAUUUUGCACACCCUCUUAUAACUGGGGAUGUGUUCAGGACAAUCAAUCACAUUCAAACUCAUGUUAAAGGUCCCAUAUUUUGCCAAACCAACUUUUUCUAGUAUUUUGGAUGUAAUAUUGGCUUUUUGGAUGUAAUAUCAGGUAAUUCGAAUUUCUUGAGCUUAUCUAUGUCAUUUGCGAAGAUCUCCACCAACCUCUCUGGUUAUGUUGACAGCCAGUCAACAUAACAAACACGUGUGCUCUCACAAGUGGGUAUUGCACACAGAGUCAACCAAUCAGAGGAAAGGGGGUGGUCUGAGCCAAAUAUUGCCAAACCGGAUACAAAACUGGGUCAAACAGAAGUAGUCAGUGGGGCCUAUUCUGGACACUUGUACUUUAGGGCAAAACCAACGAGUUUUUUUUUUUUAAUGAAAUUGACUUUAUACGAAUUCCAUGUUAGUGCGUUAGAGGUCUAAAUAGCCAAAAUAUCGAUCCAUCCAUCCAUCCAUUUUCUGAGCCGCUUCUCCUCACUAGGGUCACGGGCGUGCUGGAGCCUAUCCCAGCUGUCAUCGGGCAGUGGUCGCCAGCCAAUUGCAGGGCACAUACAAACAAACAACUAUUCACACUCACAUUCACAC
Phyllopteryx taeniolatus (common seadragon) is the source of this 11571-nucleotide messenger RNA. RefSeq names its product potassium voltage-gated channel subfamily C member 1-like. Bases 99 to 1937 code for a protein of 612 amino acids. The record is from RefSeq and is a predicted model, not a curated record. Gene Ontology annotation, molecular function: protein binding; delayed rectifier potassium channel activity. Gene Ontology annotation, cellular component: dendrite membrane; neuronal cell body membrane; voltage-gated potassium channel complex. Lineage: Eukaryota; Metazoa; Chordata; Actinopteri; Syngnathiformes; Syngnathidae. The transcript has 5 exons. Gene Ontology annotation, biological process: potassium ion transmembrane transport; protein homooligomerization.